Debaryomyces fabryi is the source of this 309-nucleotide messenger RNA. RefSeq lists its product as uncharacterized. Bases 1 to 309 code for a protein of 102 amino acids. Lineage: Eukaryota; Fungi; Ascomycota; Pichiomycetes; Serinales; Debaryomycetaceae. The transcript has a single exon. The record is from RefSeq and is a predicted model, not a curated record.
AUGGAAUUAAAUGUCGGUUCUGGUGUCACAAAUGCCAAUGCCAAUAUCAGUAGUAAAGCGAAUUCGGAUUCUGAACGGAGGGGUAACCAUAAAUUAGCAAAACGUAUAGUUACGGCCAGAAAACACUUUCAAACGCAAUACGAGGAUAAUGAGAAAGAACCUUGUAAUCAAAGAAAUGAAAUAAUAAUAGAAGAUGGUAUAAACAAAUGUAAGAAUUGUGCAAAUUGUGAUAAAAACGAUUCUGAAGUGAAACCGAAAGUUACAGUGGAAAUAUCUAAGUUCCACGAUGUAUCAGAGACUAUAACUUGA